UGCUCCUCGCCCUUUUGCUUUUGAGUUCCUUCUAAACAUGAGAGGGUUUCUAGCAGCAGUGAUGUGUUUGUGCCUCUGUUUGGUGCUGUUCCUCUGUCCUCUCUACUCGUGUGCCUUGCCUCCGCCUUGUGACAGUGAGAUCUACUGUUAUGGGGACAUCCUGAGGCAGGUUCAGACCGCCAAACUGUUUGAUGAUGACAAGCACUUUGUGGACAUGAAGCUGAAGUCAGCCCCUGAUAUUAUCCUGACAGCGUUUCGCAACCUGACACAUGGAGAUCUAAACUCUGUCCCCCCUGCCGUACUGAGAGACUUCCUUCACAAGUACUUUGACGAACCAGGGAAAGAGUUUGCGCCGUGGACCCCACCUGACUGGCAUGACAAGCCACAGUUCCUGGCUGGAAUAGCAGAUGCAGAACUGCGUAGCUGGGCCGAGAAGCUGCACCAUCUGUGGAAGUCUCUUGGGAGAAAGAUCAGUAGUGAUGCUUUGGCCCACCCAGAACAGUACUCUCAGAUCUUCACCCCCCACCCUUUCGUCGUACCUGGAGGACGCUUCAGGGAGCUGUACUACUGGGACUCCUACUGGGUGAUCAAUGGUCUCCUGCUCUCUGAGAUGACAGACACCGCCCGUGGGAUGAUCCUCAACUUCAUCCACCUCAUCAACCGAUAUGGUUUCAUCCCCAACGGGGCCAGAGUUUACUACGAGCGUCGCAGUCAGCCCCCCUUCCUGUCUCUGAUGGUGGAGAGUUACUAUCAGACUACUAACGACACAGAUUUCCUCAGGACUGCUCUGCCAGCUCUAGAGCAGGAGUACCUGUUCUGGAUGAGGAACCGCUCUGUGGCCGUUGAAGUGAAGGGGAAUAAGCAUGUUCUGAACCGUUUUGAUGUACAGGUCGGCCUGCCCAGACCAGAGUCCUACAGUGAUGAUCUAGAGCUGGCUGAAGGUCUGACCGAGGAUGCUGCAGAGAGGCUGUGGAAAGAGCUGCAUUCAGGAGCAGAGUCCGGGUGGGACUUCUCAUCUCGCUGGUUUGUGGACGGCCUGGGGAACAACAACGGAUCUCUGAAAGACACCAGAACCAGUCUGCUCAUUCCUACAGACCUCAACGCUCUGCUCUGUCGCAACGAAAGGACACUGGCUCAUUUCUACAGGACGCUGGGUAAUGAGUCUGAAGCAGCGCGGUAUGACAAAGCUGUAUCAGCCAGACAAGAGGCCAUAGAGGCAGUGCUGUGGGAUGAGAAGAGGGGAGUCUGGUUGGACUACAGCCUGGUAACCAACACCUCCCACCCUGCAUUCUACCCCACUAACCUGGCCCCUGUCUGGGCAGACUGCUACUCCCAGCCUUCCAUGGGACAGAAGGCACUACACUAUCUACAGGUGGGAUGGGCUGAAGGGAUUAAAACAUUUGGUGAUACUAGUGGUGGUCUUGCGUUCCCCAACGGUGUCCCUACGUCCCUGGUUGACAGUGGUCAGCAGUGGGACUACCCCAAUGCAUGGCCCCCUCUACAACACAUACUCAUCCAAGGCCUGUCCAGUCUGCCCUCACAGGAAGCUAGAGAGCUGGGGUUUGAUUUGGCUCAGCGCUGGAUCAGAACCAACUGGCUGGCUUACGUCAAGUAUGAAGCCAUGUUUGAGAAGUAUAAUGUGAACGGAGAUGGGAAGCCGGGCGGAGGAGGAGAAUAUGAAGUUCAGUUGGGAUUUGGUUGGACCAAUGGUGUGGCUCUCCAGCUCCUGUCUCAGUACGGCGACCGGCUCACCUCUGACAGCAACGGAAACAGCUUCACCUCGUGUCUAAGCAUCAGCGUCUCUGUGGCCCUGCUCUGCUCAGCCCAAACUCUGUUCCUAUGAAAUACAAUGGGUGUAGGGUGGAGUUGCCCCUAGACGCUAAUAGUUAGGAUUGGGGCGGAGUAAGCUGAUCCUUGAUCUGUACGUAGGAGGGGGGGGGGGGGGGGGACUUCACUUCGGAGCUUUAAAAUGUUAAUGCUUAGAGGAGGAUAUUGAUGGUUAAACUGUACAGAGUCUGAAGAUGAUUUUAAACUCUCUGUUUCCCCUGGUGUGUGUGUGUGUGUGUGUGGGUAGGUAGGGGUGUGUGGGUAGGUAGGGGUGUGUGGGUAGGUAGGGGUGUGUGUGUAGGUAGGGGUGUGUGUGUGU
Molecule: messenger RNA, 2146 nt
Organism: Oncorhynchus kisutch (coho salmon)
Lineage: Eukaryota; Metazoa; Chordata; Actinopteri; Salmoniformes; Salmonidae
Gene: treh
Product: trehalase (brush-border membrane glycoprotein)
Exons: 16
Coding region: 38-1843 (601 amino acids)
Biological process (GO): trehalose catabolic process
Molecular function (GO): alpha,alpha-trehalase activity
Source: RefSeq, a predicted model, not a curated record